CUCGCCGUCACCCUUCGUGUCGCGCCCCCUUCUAGAUCCCGCUCGUCGACCAGGGCAGUAUGGACCUGCGAAACGCUGGUAUACGAGAGGCCCGCCGCGUCAAGCGAGGAAAGCGCGUCAGCCUUCCAGCCGACAUCGGGCGCGCCCGCACCUUCGAUCUGCACGCCAUCGGCGCCGCGCUCGGCCAUCUCGUAGAGGAGAGCGCGUCACCCGCGCCGAUUCCGCCCUCGGUGUUCGACCGGGUGCCGACAGAGUUAUUGACGGAGAUCUUCCUCCGCUGCCGCAUUCCCGGGGCGGACGCGACGGACACACGUCAACCGCCGUGGACAAUAUCCCACGUGUGCUCGCGCUGGCGCGCCGCUGCUCUCGCCUGUCCCGUCCUUUGGCAGCACGUCCACGUGGACGCGCUCGCCUAUCUAGCGAUCUUCUACCACUAUCCGACCCUCUUGAGAACCUACCUCGCCCGCUCAGAGCCGCUUCCGCUGCACAUCACUCUCACACAGCCAAACGGACGCAUACACCCACGCGUGCGCACCGAAGAUCUUCGCGCCGAGCACGAGCG
Messenger RNA from Schizophyllum commune H4-8, 562 nucleotides. RefSeq lists its product as uncharacterized. The annotation marks the transcript as partial. The transcript is spliced from 2 exons. The record is from RefSeq and is a predicted model, not a curated record. Lineage: Eukaryota; Fungi; Basidiomycota; Agaricomycetes; Agaricales; Schizophyllaceae.